UAAAAUUAGAAUACAAUAAAAUCUUGUCUUCCACUCCCUCAAAAUCAUGGUAGCCGAAUAAAAUGCUACUUUUGUGAUGGGUAUUAUUGCCUUAUCUCCACUCCAAAUACGCAUACUUUGUGCUUUAGGGUAGGUUAGAUUGGGCUUCUUUAAUCGUGGUUUCACUUACUGGAUGGUCGGUAUUCAGUGGGCAGACCAUAAAAAGAAAAAAAACCAUUUCUGGUCGUACAAUGUUUGACAUGAACAAUAAAGAUGUCAAUACUCUGUCAUCCAAUCCAAAUGAAUAUACAACUUGAGUUUUUUUCAAUUCAUGUCUGUCAUUUUCCAUUUUAAUAAAGCAUCAUUACUUAGAAUUUGUAAGUGGUCUGAACUGAACCCACUACUCAGAAAACUCAGUGGCCAUGGCUGCUGCUGCUUCUCUCUCCUAUCUCUCUCCCCCAACUGUCAUGAAUUUCAAUCAUAUUCACAGAAGUGAGUUGGGUUCACUUCACUCUUCAGUUCCCACUAAUCUUCACCAAAUCAGACCCCAGAGCUAUCGUAUCAGAUGCCAAUCAACUAGUACAGAUGAAGUGAAAACAAAAAGAAAUUUUUUAGAUAAUGCAAGCAACCUUCUUACCAAUUUCUUAAGUGGGGGAAGCUUAGGGGACAUGCCUAUAGCUGAAGGUGCUGUCACCGAUUUGUUUGAUAGACCCCUCUUCUUUUCUCUGUAUGAUUGGUUCAUAGAGCAUGGUGCUGUGUAUAAGCUUGCUUUUGGACCAAAAGCCUUUGUUGUAGUCUCAGAUCCUGUUGUUGCAAGACAUAUUCUCCGAGAAAAUGCAUUUUCAUUUGACAAGGGAGUUCUUGCUGAUAUACUAGAACCUAUAAUGGGAAAAGGACUUAUCCCUGCUGACCUUGACACGUGGAAACUGAGGAGAAGAGUCAUUGCUCCCGGAUUCCAUUCCUUGUACCUGGAAACUAUGGUCAAAAUAUUUACUUCUUGUUCAGAAAGAACAAUAUUGAAAAUCGAUAAGCUCCUAGAAAGAGAGAGCUUGCAAGGUGGACAAACUAUUGAGCUGGAUCUUGAAGCAGAGUUCUCAAGUUUAGCUCUAGAUAUUAUUGGGCUUGGUGUCUUUAACUAUGACUUUGGCUCUGUCACAAAAGAAUCGCCCGUGAUUAAGGCAGUGUAUGGGACCCUUUUUGAAGCAGAACACAGAUCAACCUUUUAUAUUCCAUAUUGGAAAGUUCCCUUCAUGAAGUGGAUAGUCCCCAGGCAGCGGAAGUUCCAGAAGGACCUAAAGGUCAUCAAUGAUUGUCUUGAUGGACUCAUCAGAAAUGCAAAAGACACGAGGCAGGAAACAGAUGUUGAAAAAUUACAACAAAGGGACUACUCAAAUCUGAAGGAUGCUAGUCUCCUGCGUUUCUUAGUUGAUAUGCGGGGAGCUGAUGUUGAUGACCGUCAGUUACGGGAUGACCUGAUGACUAUGCUUAUUGCUGGCCAUGAAACAACAGCUGCUGUUCUUACUUGGGCUGUUUUCCUGCUCGCUCAGAAUCCAUCGAAAAUGAAAAAGGCGCAAAAGGAGAUCGAUUCAGUACUUGGGCAGGAUGAACCAACGUUUGAAUCAGUUAAAAAAUUGGACUACAUAAGACUUAUUGUUGUAGAAUCCCUUAGAUUGUAUCCUCAACCACCUUUGCUUAUUAGACGCUCUCUCAAGUCAGAUAAAUUACCAGGAGGGUACAAUGGCAACAAAGACGGUUAUGCAAUUCCUCCAGGAACUGAUAUUUUUAUAUCUGUAUAUAAUCUCCAUAGAUCUCCGUAUUUUUGGGAUCGUCCUAAUGAAUUUGAACCAGAGAGAUUCUUAGUGCAAAAGAAGAAUGAAGAUGUUGAAGGAUGGGAUGGUUUCGACCCAUCUCGAAGCCCUGGAGCACUGUACCCAAAUGAGGUUAUUCACUCCUCCCUGCAUCUUUUUAGACGACUUUUAAUUCAUAUUCUGACUUGUCAAGUAACGAAUCUAUUGCUUCAAAAUUACCAGAUUAUAUCCGAUUUCGCCUUUUUACCCUUUGGUGGAGGACCAAGAAAAUGCGUUGGAGACCAAUUUGCACUAAUGGAGUCAACAGUAGCAUUGGCUAUGUUGUUACAGAAGUUUGAUGUGGAGCUGAAGGGGUCUCCCGAAUCUGUAGAACUGGUUACCGGUGCAACCAUCCAUACAAAGAAUGGUUUGUGGUGCAAAUUGAGAAAGAGGUCUCAUGAGACAUCAUAAAACUUAAGUUGUAUUGUACCACAAAGUCUAUUUUCAUUGUAACUUGGCAGUUAUGAAAUGCCAAUUAUAUAACUCUGUUUUGGAACAUGAGAGGAAAAAAGUCUAAACCAAAAUAAAAUAAAACCACUCAAUUCACCAUCA
Molecule: messenger RNA, 2378 nt
Organism: Cannabis sativa
Lineage: Eukaryota; Viridiplantae; Streptophyta; Magnoliopsida; Rosales; Cannabaceae
Product: cytochrome P450 97B2, chloroplastic
Exons: 13
Coding region: 402-2237 (611 amino acids)
Cellular component (GO): chloroplast
Molecular function (GO): monooxygenase activity; oxidoreductase activity, acting on paired donors, with incorporation or reduction of molecular oxygen; heme binding
Source: RefSeq, a predicted model, not a curated record